Messenger RNA from Homalodisca vitripennis (glassy-winged sharpshooter), 3819 nucleotides. Its product is annotated as vacuolar protein sorting-associated protein 8 homolog. Bases 140 to 3718 code for a protein of 1192 amino acids. Gene Ontology annotation, biological process: endosomal vesicle fusion; protein targeting to vacuole. Gene Ontology annotation, molecular function: protein binding. Gene Ontology annotation, cellular component: late endosome; HOPS complex. The transcript has 24 exons. The record is from RefSeq and is a predicted model, not a curated record. Lineage: Eukaryota; Metazoa; Arthropoda; Insecta; Hemiptera; Cicadellidae.
UAAACCAUAUGAUUAGUCUGUACACUUGUCAAAUCAAAUUUAUGGGAGAGAAUAUGAUUUGACACCCUAAAACUGAACCUACCAUGUAAAAUUUUAAUUUUUAGGCCUAGUGUUACAUAUAUUUUAUUGUUUAGAUAGAAUGAAUGCACUAAGUGAUCCGGACUUUAACCUGCGGCAAGAACUGCUUAACUUGGAUAUAGCGGAUUUGGAUGAUGAAGAAUACGAAAUACCACCGGUGGAGAAGACACCAACGUUAGAAAGUAUACUGAAUAGUGAUGACACUUCUCUGCUUAGUGAAGAUGAACUAUCGAGUUACCUGUCUCGUGAGUUGGGCUUGGAGGAGGGGGGCGAGACGGCAUCGUUGAGCUCUGUUGGUAGCCGCAAGGAUGGCCACAGUCCGCGGCACCGUAGCAGUGGUUGUAUACUGCGCCAUGUCAUUCUCAAGGCUGUGUCCGCGCAACUACGCAGUGCCUCGGAUCGGGUAAAUGCAGGCAAGCCGACUGUGAUGGCAGUGACAACGAUGGUCAGUGUAGGAACUUCACAAGGGUUCAUUCUAAUGUUUGACUCCACCCAAACAUUGAAAUGGUGCUACGAAGGGGACCAGGAGCAGGGAGCUGUCAGCUGCUUGGCUCUGAACGUGGAUUGUACCAGACUGUUGGCUGGGUUCGCUCGAGGACUACUCCUGAUGUUGGAUACUGCUGAUGGCAAAGUCCUGAGGACCAUGGUGGACGUCCAUACACCGUCCACUGCCGUUCUUCAUGUCAAGUUCACAGACAAUCCGACGUUGGCCGUAGUGAGUGACAGUGGAGGCUCGGUGUUCGAGCUCAGUUUCCGUCGCACCCUCGGCGUGCGGGGAGUAGACUCCAAGUGUCUGUUCUCAGGCAGUCGCGGGGAGGUGGUCACCAUAGAGCCACUGCUGCUGCAUCAACUAACCUCCCACCCCUUACACGGCUCUGUACUCAUUGCAAUGGCCACCCUGUCCAAGGUGAUCAUCGUCAGUAUCCGACCCAGUACCAGGUUGCUGCUGACUCACUCGGUCAAGGCAAGUCCAGUGUCGCUGCCGCUCCUAUCGUGGCAGUUCGUCAUUAUUCAGGUGGCGGACACUCAGAGGAUCAUGGAUCCUGUGCUGGCCUUCGCCAGGGACACUACCAUAUACUUCUACCAGGUGAGUGUUGAGGCCAGCGGCCGAAUCGCCUGCGUUACCCUGCAGCAACUCAACCUGGGCUACUCACUGCUGGCUUGUCACUGGCUGAACGCGCGCUCACUGGCACUCAUCGAUGCGUCUGAGGCCCUGCACCUGGUGGACGUGCGCUCGCGGGAGCAGCUGGAGACACUCGACCUGGCCGGCGUGGGUCUGGUCUACAACACCAGCAGCUUCAAGGGCCUAGCUACGGGUGGCAACGUCAGCAAAGCUCUGGCAUUGGCUGGGGAGAGAGCAUGUUACAACACGGUGCAGAGCUUCGGUAACCAGAUACUGCUGCUGGGGACCCGUUCCUUCCACGUCAUCAGCAUCCGCACGUGGAUAGAGCGGGUCAAUCACUUUGUGGAUCAGAACAGGUACGGGGAAGCUUUGAAAUUGGGGAUGGAGUUUCUUGAGGAGAAGGGAAAAGCAGUGCUGGGUCUUCGAGGGCCGAGGAAACAUCGGCACCGGAUAGUACGAGAGAAGGUACUGGACACCCUGAACACUUACGUGGACAAGACUCUGGAGUCUGGAGACAGUAUUAGUUACCAUGAGGCCCUUCCGUCGAUAAUCAACCAUUGUGUGCAGCUGGACCAGAAAGAGCUGCUGUUCACCAAGGUCUGGGACGGCCUGUACUGUGACCCUGGCGCCAGAGCCAUCUACCUGCAGAGUCUGGAGGCUGUGGUGUUGGAGGGUAAGCUGAGCUCUGUACCUCCGGAGAUCAUGCAGCAGCUGGUCAAGCAGUUGGAGCAGAUGGAGAAAUGGCAGGUGCUGGAGAGGUGCGUGUUGGCUGUGGACAUUGUCUGUAUAGACAUAGAACAGGUGCUAGUGUUGUGUCGACAACAUGAUCUUCACGACGCUCUCAUAUCCGUGUGGAACAGAGCGAUGCUGGAUUACACCAGUCCCAUACACGAGUUGGUGCCGCUUCUGCAGACGUUGCUCGAUCAGGGUGAGGUGGAACGGGGACGUUGCCUUGGAAACCGACUGCUGGUAUACCUCAGCUGCUGCCUGUCAGGACGGGGAUAUCCCCAUGGGGAUCUCCCUCCCAGCUCCGUGGAGACAGUGAGGCAACAAGUAUUCAAGGCCCUCUGCAGCCAGCAUACUGUCAAUGCCACGGACUCCGAAGUUUGCUACCCCUUCCUUAGAAUUCUGCUGCAGUUUGAUACUCGCGAGUUCCUGAAUGCUUUGGCGAUUGCGUUCGAAGAUCCUCAAUUUUCAUCACAACUGCGUCAGAGAUUGGUCAACAUCCUGAUUCAAGUUAUGGUGGAGGGGGAGGGUUUUGCUUCAACGCAGGUGGGGUGGCUCUUCACGUUUCUUGCCAGUCAGCUGUCGCGCUCGCACUGUGUGCUCCGCGUGGACACCAAGCUGUUUGAGCGCGUGGUGGCACAUCUCACUGCGCCAGGCCAGGACAGCACUCACAGCGAGCGCCAAGCUGCGUUCAGUCAGCUGAUGGCGGCCGGAGGGCUGGCACAUUACACUCACCAGGACCUGCUCGCGCUCGCACGCUCGGCAGAGUUCUAUCAGGUGUGCGCCACUCUACACGAGCGCAGGGGCGAACACCGGCAGGUACUCAAGUGCUAUCUGCUGGACAACGGCAGGAAACACAGGGUGUUCAACUACAUAGAGCAGUCUUCGCACAAGUCCGACCUGCAGUCCGCGGUGCUCGACAACAUUGACGGUCUGUUGGACAUAGACGCGACAGAGACAGGCCACAUGGUGCAGAGACAUUUCUCCCAGAUCAUUCCUGACAUUGUCCCUCUUCUGUCGGACAAGCAGCUCUACCUAUUCCUCAAGGGUGUUCUGUUGGAGGGGGAGCUGGAACCACCUCUGAUGACCAGGUACUUUGUGCUGACUUGCCAUCUAGAUCCAGAGCUGGCCUUACCUCUGGUGCAGGCUAACAAGAACAUCCAACUUGACCAGGCUAUCCAGGCCUCAACCGAGCAAGGGCUGGACGAAGUAACAGCAGUAUUAUUAGAACGCUCCGGAGACCUCCAGGGGGCCUUCGACCUCCUGCUCAACAGGCUUCACUCUUCCAUGGACAAGGGAGAACCGCUAGAAUCUCAGAUGCAAGAGUUGGUCGGGUUGGCACACCGAGGGAACAACGUCAUGGACCCUCGUAAAUCCUGGCUCCCUCUUCUGCAGUGUUUGCUCAAGCUCAACUCUCACGAGAUGCUGAGGCAGGUGCUGAGUAACACGGAUCUGAACCUGGCCUCAGAGUUACACCUGCUGCUGGAGCACACCAAUGGCACUCUGGGCCAGUUGCGGCCUCUCAUAAUGGGACUGUUCGAAAAGUGCGUACACGAGAAGGCGAUGUUGCGGACGACAGUCCAGCUGCAGUACCAGGACUUGCACAGUCAGCUGCAGAAAGUCCUGCAAGACUCGCGGAGGGGUCAGCUGGUACCAUCUAGCUGUUCGACAUGCCAGUACACGCUGCAUUCCACCCUGCAUCUCUUCAGAUGUGGGCACAUAUUCCACGUAGACUGUUUGGCCUCUCCGAGUCAUUGUAAUGAGUGCUAUAAACCUGAAGUUCCAGGUUAACCAAAGAUAUUAUCGUCAGUCACUACUCUUCACAAUAUAUUUGUUAUUUAUUGUUACCUGUUUAAUUUAUUAGUUAUCUAUUAUACGUUUUAUACGAAAAA